AUUAGAUUCUUUCACAAAACAACUAAGGAUGAAUCAUGAACACUCAACAAUCCAGACUAUAAUUUCUCAUAAUGACAUUUGACUAUCACCCCAAACACCAUCCUUUUUCUCACUGCCACAACCUGUUGCAGCUAUACAUUCAAAGAAAUUCCUUUCCCUCCUCCAUCAAGUAACAUCAUUGCUGCUUGAAAAAGGGACUCUCACCUCAAAUCAUGUUGCACAAGCUGUUCAUAUUAGGAGAACUGAGCAUACACGAGUUGUAAACUACUUGAAUAUAUAUAAACUAUACAUAUAUACACCUGCUGUUAGAAAUUUGUGGUACCAAUGAUGCACCUCGUCAACUGAUAGCACCAAUUAGGUUGUAUUCCUUCUUUAGGGCUGCCAUUGUGUCUGCUUCAACAGCAGCAUCCGCAAUUUCAUUCAAGUGUACAUGCAUAUAUAGUGCUUUCUCUCUCUGAAAAUCAUCUUGCCCCUGCUCGUUCAAGUAUUUGAAUUAAAUAAAUAAACAGAGCAGAGAAAGACUUAAAAUGCCAGGAAAAUCAGGGAUUGUGGAAAAUUAAAAUGACAGGAAUUGC
Molecule: messenger RNA, 575 nt
Organism: Rubroshorea leprosula
Lineage: Eukaryota; Viridiplantae; Streptophyta; Magnoliopsida; Malvales; Dipterocarpaceae
Source: the annotation of a GenBank genome assembly